UUGCGAUGAUUGGAGUAAUGAAUUUGAAAGAAGCAAGCUUUCAGUCUAUUGUUAUUCUACCACUUCCAUUUUUAACGAUCUUAUUCAAGGUGAUUUGUCAUCGUAAAUUUGACCAAAAAAUUCAUUAUUAUACUCCCAGAGAAGCAUUCUUAGAAAGUUGUAAAACGAAUGAAAGUAAAGACCUCGAUCAUUUGCGUGAAAAAGUUUCCACAAGAUUUGGUCAUCCAUCAUUAACAGCAGAAAUAAUUACACCAAUGGUUCAUUCAAAUGCUAAAGAUGCAUUAAGUAAGGUCUAUCGUGGACGCGUGAAUGAAACAAAAGAGAAUCAAAGAGGAACUGUAAAAUCAAUGUCAAUGUUUAUAGACGGAAACAAUGCAUUAAAGAUUCAAACAGUGGAAGAAAGUGAAUUAGAAGUUGAUGAAGAUGCAUAUCUUGACGAGCAGAAUCCAGGAUAUUACAUAAAUUAUGAUGAACCACAAUUCGAUUCAUUACCUCAAAAUCAACAACCAUCAGCUUCAACAGGUUAUGAUACUUCAUCUUCAACAGGUUAUGAAGGUUAUGAAGGUUAUGAUGCAUACAAUUCAUCUUCAACAGGUUAUGAUGCAUACCAUUCAUCUUCAACAGGUUAUGAUGCAUACCAUUCAUCUUCAACAGGUUAUGAUACAUACUAUUCACCUCCACCAUACGCCAAA
Molecule: messenger RNA, 692 nt
Organism: Racocetra persica
Lineage: Eukaryota; Fungi; Glomeromycota; Glomeromycetes; Diversisporales; Gigasporaceae
Source: the annotation of a GenBank genome assembly